This is a messenger RNA of Coffea eugenioides, 3043 nucleotides long. RefSeq names its product WD and tetratricopeptide repeats protein 1. Lineage: Eukaryota; Viridiplantae; Streptophyta; Magnoliopsida; Gentianales; Rubiaceae. The transcript is spliced from 19 exons. The record is from RefSeq and is a predicted model, not a curated record. Gene Ontology annotation, biological process: negative regulation of fatty acid biosynthetic process. Gene Ontology annotation, molecular function: protein binding. The coding region runs from base 237 to 2522 and encodes 761 amino acids. Gene Ontology annotation, cellular component: Cul4-RING E3 ubiquitin ligase complex; cytoplasm.
CCGUCACCCAGCUCUUCAAGUCUAUUUUGAUCAUCAGUGUAAACUUUUUUUUUUUUUUCCAUAAUUAUCAUCAUCAACACCAUCUUCGAUUCCAAUUACUGUAAAUUGAGCUAUGUUAGGGCUUGAGUUUUUGUUUUCUCUCGUCUUUAAUUAAACGUCUUUUUUUUUCUCCCUUUUUUUGGGCUGUUUAAGUAAAUUAGUUCUGUCUAAAGUUCCAUUAUUGGAAGGUUCCGGAAAUGGAGUCGCUGCGUUUUCACGACGGUAACAUCACCGACUUGAUCGAUUCUCGUAUUCUCGGCCUUCGUUCCGACAUUACUCACAGUUUGCAAGUGCACUCCUCAAUGGUGCGAAGGUUGUUCUUGGAGAGAGAAUUGGAGGGGCAUAGGGGUUGUGUGAAUGCUGUGGCUUGGAAUUCAGAAGGCUCACUUUUAAUAUCUGGAUCUGAUGAUACACAGAUUAACAUUUGGAGUUAUUCAAGCCGGAAGCUUUUGCACUCUAUUGAGACUGGGCAUUCUACUAAUAUAUUCUGUACAAAAUUUGUUCCUGAGACUUCAGAUGAGCUUGUGGUUUCUGGGGCCGGAGAUGCUGAAGUUCGGCUCUUUAAUUUGUCUCGAUUGAGUGGUAGAGGACUUGAUGAAAACAUGAUUACUCCUUCGGCAAUUUUUCAAUGUCACACCAGGAGGGUUAAAAAAUUAGCUGUAGAAGUUGGAAACCCAAAUGUUGUGUGGAGUGCUAGUGAAGAUGGGACUUUGAGGCAGCACGAUUUUCGGGAAGGUGCUUCAUGCCCCCCAGCAGGAUCUUCUCACCAAGAAUGUCGCAAUAUUCUACUUGACUUGCGUUGGGGAGCCAAGAAGUCAUUAGCUGAUCCUCCCAAGCAAUCUCUUGCACUGAAGUCUUGUGAUCUCAGUUUUACGAGGCCGCAUUUGCUCCUUGUUGGUGGGAGCGAUGCAUUUGCCCGUUUGUAUGAUAGAAGAAUGCUGCCACCAUUAUCAUCCAGUGAAAAGAAGUUGCCGCCACCUCCUUGUGUCAGCUACUUUUGUCCAAUGCAUCUUUCUGAUCGUGGGCGUUCUAGCAUACAUCUAACCCACGUCGCCUUUAGCCCCAAUUCUGAGGAGGUUCUUCUCAGUUAUAGUGGGGAGCAUGUAUACCUGAUGGAUGUAAAUCCCGCAACUGGAAGUAGUAUGCGGUACACGGUAGGAGAUAUCACAAAACUGACAAGCUUUACUCCCAUACUCAAUGGAGUGGAAUUGCAACAGUCAUUUCCUCGUGUCUGCUCUAAUGGAUCUAGUAAAGGCCAUGUUGCUGCUAGGCUUGACAAGUGCAGAAAACUGAUCCAGUUUGCUGGAAAAUCACUGAAGGGUGAAACAAGCUCUUAUGAUGGAAUUGAGGCUUGUAAUGAAGUUUUGGAUGGCCACGGUCAUGAGAUUGGACCUUCAUUAAUGCUCGAGUGUUUGUGUAUACGUGCAGCUUUGUUGCUUAAGCGGAAAUGGAAAAAUGAUGUUCAUAUGGCAAUAAGAGAUUGCUAUAGAGCUAGGAAAAUCAAUUCUUCUUCUUUGAAGGCACUGCUUUGUAUGUCUGAAGCUUUAUUUCAGUUGGGGAAGCAUAAAGAAGCGCUUGACUUUGCUUUUGCUGCCCAAACAUUGGCUCCAUCUGAUUCUGAAGUUCUAGAAAAGGUUGAGAAUAUAAAGAAUCUCAUAGCUGCAGCUGAAGCUGAGAAAAACAAGACUACCAAUGGAGGAUCUAAUUCUGAACCUCGAUCUGCAAGGUUACUGUCGUUGAGUGACAUACUUUAUCGUUCUGAGGCUAAUAGUGAUGCUUCACAAGAUGGUCCAAGGUCUGAAAGAGAAGAUUCAGAUUAUGAUGAGGAAUUAGAGCUGGAUUUUGAGACAGCAUUACCAGAAGAUGAAGGACGGGAUAUUGAGUCCAAUGUUCUUCAUGGGAGUUUAAAUUUAAGGAUCCAUAGGAGAGAUGAUGCAAAUAUGGAGACUGGACGUGCAAAUGGUUCUUGUGAAUCACCUGCAUCAUCGUGUCAAAAUGAUAAAGCACCUUAUGAGCCUGAGGCAGUCACAGACAUGAAGCAAAGAUAUGUUGGCCACUGUAAUGUUGGCACUGAUAUAAAACAGGCCAGUUUUCUUGGGCAAAGAGGUGAAUAUAUUGCUAGUGGAAGUGACGAUGGCAGAUGGUUCAUAUGGGAGAAGAGAACUGGUAGAUUAGUAAAAAUACUACAUGGAGAUGAUGCGGUUGUGAAUUGCAUCCAGUGUCAUCCAUUUGAUUGUGUUGUGGCUACUAGUGGAAUUGACAAUACAAUAAAGAUUUGGACACCUAGUGCUUCAGUUCCUUCCAGUGUAGCUGGUGGAGCGGCUGGGCCAGAGACUUCAGAUGUUCUAGAUGCAAUGGAAAACAAUCAGCGAAGGUUAAGUCAGAGUCGGGAAGCAAUCUUGCCCUUUGAAAUCUUGGAAAGAUUUCGGAUGCAUGAAUUUGCAGAAGGCAGCUUGCAUCCAUUCGAGUGCACACAGAGCUAGCAGCAUCCUAUCUCAAGUGCAAGUGUAACGAGCACUUCCAAUAGUUGAAAAGUCCACUCUUGCAUUCCUGUAGAUACUCUCCCUCGCUCCACUCUUAAAUAUUACAACAAUGGAAUACUAGCCAAAUUGCACUAUUUACUGAAAUACAACUCUGCACCAAUAGUAACAAAUGACGUUCUCUCUGAUCCUCAUUGAUCUCUUUGCAUGUGGUCGGAUGCUGGAUGUAAAUUUUUGGAGCAUGCAACAUUUAUCAUUCAGGGGGAACAGGGAUUGAAGUUAUUAUGUUGGUCAUUGUGGAUGCCAAUGAGACCUUUGUGAAGCACUUUGGCUUAAAGUUGUCAAGCAUUGUCUCUUCUUCGUUGUGUAGUUUCUUUCCAAAUUCUGUUGGCAGCUGAUUGCUGUCUCUUUGAGUCUUCUUUUUUGACCCUUAACGUUAUAUAUAUAUAUAUGUGUAUAUAUACAUAUCUGUUGCACUUUGUGCAUCACUGCUGUAUAUUGUAUCCUUAUUUUUGGUCGUGCAA